Leguminivora glycinivorella is the source of this 1544-nucleotide messenger RNA. RefSeq names its product C-type mannose receptor 2. The record is from RefSeq and is a predicted model, not a curated record. Lineage: Eukaryota; Metazoa; Arthropoda; Insecta; Lepidoptera; Tortricidae. Gene Ontology annotation, molecular function: signaling receptor activity. Bases 103 to 1227 code for a protein of 374 amino acids. The transcript has 8 exons.
CUUUUUGCAACUAUAUUUCGAGAGUUGUCGCGUGAAGUUUAAGUUAAUUAAAUAAUAAAGUUAAGUUUUAAAAUAAGCAGAAAAAUAAAUUAUCAGUUUAAAAUGAUUAAGUUUACCUUGAUAUUUGUUUUAUUCACAGGGACUUUAUAUGUCGCCGGCGUCCCCAUUUCUUCGUACUCUGGUUACGAGUACAACGCAGAGGUAGACGCGUGGCUGCGCCUGCGCAUGGUACCAGCCAGCUGGGCAGCAGCAGGGAUGAACUGUUACCUCGAAGGUGGACUCCUCGCAUCUCCGACAACCAGCGCGAUGGCCAGUGUGAUGACAGCCAUGAUGGCGGAAAAACACCUGACUUACAGCUUUACAGGAAUUAACUCUAUAGGAAGCAAGAACAACUUUUCGUCACUCGACGGACCGUACUACGCUGCUAGUGCGUUUACAUCCGAGUACGAGUACAGGCCAGAAGUUGACGCAUGGCUGCGUCUGCACAUAGUACCCGCCAUCUGGUCUGAUGCUGGCAUGCGCUGCUACCUCGAAGGCGGAACCCUGGCCUCUCCGAAUACCAAGGACAUGUUGCAAACGAUGUCGGUCAUGAUGGCCAAGCACAAACUGACUCGCGUCUUUACCGGAAUAAACUGCAUCCCGUCUAGUGGAAACUACAAAUCUCUUGAAGGAGUACCGGUCUCUUCUAUCCCAUCGGGUUGGAUCCCCGGUCAGCCCGACAACGAUAACAUGGACGAGGACUGCGUGGUGCUGACGAGAGAUGGCAAGUUAGCUGACAUGAGCUGUGAGAGCUUGCUGCCAUACUUCUGCCGCAAGGAGAACAAAUGUGGCCCAGUGAAAAAGGGAUAUCAGUGGGAGCCUCGCACCGGUAGCUGCUAUAAGCUUCACGGGUCUGAGAAGUCUUGGCGUAAGGCCCAGACCGCGUGCCACUCCGAAGGCGGCCAUUUAGCCGUCAUCAACAAUCAGAUCGAGUCCACUGUGCUUAAGGACAUUAUGAAUAAGAAAAAUGAAGAGAGGCAUGCCUUUAUUGGCUUCAUGCAAUAUUAUGACAAAGUGUGGGCUACAAUAAACGGUGACACGCUCUCUGAGGCAGGUUUUACAACGUGGAACAAAGGCGAGCCAAGCAGCCCAGAACUAGAGAAGUGUGGCUCCAUCUAUCGGAACGGACUGCUCAACGAUGCCCCCUGCGAUUAUAGAUUACCUUAUUUGUGCGAGUUUACCCCUUAAUAUAAUUAGCUUGAAGAAAACUCUGUACACUAUACUCUGUACACUCAGAUUAAAAAAAAAGUAUACAAAUAAUUUGUACAUUUUCGGGUAGUUACAACAUUUUGUUGGUUAACCAACCAAAUACGAAAGCGGAUCUGUCACUGUUUUAACCUCCUUUUUUGGUCGUGUAAUCUUUUCAUUUGUCCUCAACUAAAGAGCGUUUUGAGGGUAGAUUUUGUUUACAUACAUACAUACAUACAAUCACGCCUGCAUCCCAUGGAGGGGUAGGCAGAGCACAUGAAACUACUCAAGUUUCAGUGCCACUCUUGUCAAAUAAG